AUGUUUGGGAAAAAGUCAUCAUCGAAGUCAGGGAGAGAUUCGUCAAGUCCUAAAGCUAGUCCAAGGGCUAGUCCGAGGUCAAUAGACGCCCUUCCUGAAGUUGCUCUGGCCGCCAUUGCGACGUACAAAAAGCAAAAGGAAGUAGGCGACUUUAUGACUUUUCUUCUAGCGGCGCUCGAACGGAAUUCAGAGUGGCUCAAUGCUCUCGUAGGCAAGCAAGCUAACUUUAAAUGCGCCCUCAUGGUCGGUGCCGGACCGAAUAGAUUUCAGCUGCAGGAAGUAAUCUAUCCGACUAGCGAAGCCUGUGUCAAACUAGAAGUGGAACUUCGAGAUUCCGAAGAUUACGACAAGUUGGCGAUCGCUGCGAUCUUGAAACUAUCUAACGUCGAAAUCGACAAUUUAUUGCGGUAUAUGAAAACGCGCCUCCACGAAAAUAUCGUUUUAAGAGACGAUCUGAUUAGAGGUAAGGCGAUGGGCGUCACGUUUGCUGUUCUAAGGCCGUUUUCUGAUAAGCAAUACCGAGUUAUGGAAAGAAUCAUUAUUGGUAAUUCUUUAAAAUGUCUCGCUCCCACUAAGAAACGCAGAAGAGAUGAGAAGUCUAUAAUAAGGUCACCGUUAAAGAGGAUUAAACGAGAUAUUUAA
Messenger RNA from Zerene cesonia (dogface butterfly), 642 nucleotides. RefSeq lists its product as uncharacterized. Bases 1 to 642 code for a protein of 213 amino acids. The record is from RefSeq and is a predicted model, not a curated record. The transcript has a single exon. NCBI's taxonomy places the organism in Eukaryota, Metazoa, Arthropoda, Insecta, Lepidoptera, Pieridae.